Messenger RNA from Pundamilia nyererei, 1625 nucleotides. Its product is annotated as rhomboid-related protein 4. Gene Ontology annotation, cellular component: membrane. Gene Ontology annotation, molecular function: serine-type endopeptidase activity. The transcript has 8 exons. The coding region runs from base 250 to 1215 and encodes 321 amino acids. Lineage: Eukaryota; Metazoa; Chordata; Actinopteri; Cichliformes; Cichlidae. The record is from RefSeq and is a predicted model, not a curated record.
CUCUGACGUUUGCACAGCGCCAACUUGUCGAGUUGUUACUGGUAAAUGCUAGAAAUGAUGAAAUAUCUAGUAAUACGUUUUGCUGACGUUUGAUUAAGAGUUAUAUAAGUGAAACUUUAUGUUUUUUAUCAGCGUUAAAUUGUGCUCACCUGGUUAAACACCGGGCUGACGUUAAAGUUUUGCGGUAGCGAAAGUAACUGAACGAGGAAGCGUUUCCAACGAUUGUCAGCGCUGACAGUUAUUUUCAGUAUGCGAAACAGACAGAGGGGAUCCCAGCUGGGCUUGCUGCUCCUUGCCUCCCAGGUGUUUCAAUUGGGUCUGAACAAUAUCCCUCCCAUCACUCUGGCUGUCCUGGCUCUCAAUGUGUACCUUUACCUAUUCCCUGCUGCCCCACUGUUUCAGGCCUGUGUUAGUGUGCAGCAGGCCUACUGGUUUAAAGACUGGCGCAGACUCCUGCUGUCCCCACUGCACCAUGCAGACGACUGGCAUCUUUACUUCAACAUGGUGUCCUUCCUCUGGAAAGGUAGAAGGCUGGAGCAACGGCUGGGUGGGCCCUGGUUCCUUUACCUGCUCUCAGUGUUCUCUCUGCUUACUGGACUGGUCUAUCUAGUGUUGGAGGCGUUGCUAACAGAGCUCACGCAGGACCAGUCGUACAGCAUGGCGUGUGCUGUUGGCUUCUCAGGUGUCCUGUUUGCUUUGAAGGUACUCAAUAACCAUUACUACCCCGGAAGUGUGACCUAUGUGAUGGGAUUACCUGUGUCUAGUCGCUAUGCUAGCUGGGUAGAGCUGGUGCUUAUCCACAUAACAUCACCCGGGACCUCUUUUGUUGGUCACCUGUCAGGGAUCCUGGUAGGUCUCCUCUACACCACCGGACCACUGAAGAAAAUCAUGAAGAAAUGUGCAGGGUUUGUGACAUCGAAUGGAUAUAACUCACAGCCCGGUGCCUACUACAGAUCUUCGGGCUACUCGGGCUACACUGGCACUGGUAGAGGACUCUCAGGAAACUAUCAGUAUGCACCAGGUUACACAGCAGAUGCAUCUUAUACAGGUGGACUGACAGAGGAGGAGCAGUUAGAGGAAGCCAUCACAAACAGCCUGAAUGACAGAGGUCAAACCCGGCAGAGAGGAGCCCCCCCUCCUUAUGGUUUCCACCUCUCCGAAGAUGCCAGAACUGAGCAAAUCAGGCAAAUGAGACUGAGGAGGUUUGACAGAUGAAUGAAACAGCGGCAAGGAAGAAGAAUUUUUUACUGAAAAGUUCCAAAUAUUGCAACCACAAGCUGAGGAUGAGUGUCCUGAAUAAGAAGAUCCAAAAUCACAGCCUGACAUAUUUAAGAGGUCUUUGUUGUGUGGCGCUUUUUGUUAAGGUGGCACUAAAAUGAAUUAAUGUCACCUAUGAAAAAUGGCUGUGAUGCUUUAUAAGAGUUCAAAGGCUAAUGAGCAGUUUUUGAUCUGUCUGAUGACGCUGAAGACAACUUUAGAUGCACGUCGGUAGCAGAGAUUAAAGGUAAUAUUAGUUUUGAAGUAGGUAGCAGACAUGGUAUUAAAAAUGCUGUUUAAUGCUGCUUUACGUCUAUACUUGAGUUGGAGAACUGCAACAAGUCUUACUUAAACACCACUAUAUUUAC